Molecule: messenger RNA, 507 nt
Organism: Rhododendron vialii
Lineage: Eukaryota; Viridiplantae; Streptophyta; Magnoliopsida; Ericales; Ericaceae
Exons: 1
Coding region: 99-311 (70 amino acids)
Source: RefSeq, a predicted model, not a curated record
UUCAAUACCUCUCUCUCUCUCUCUCUCUCUCUCUCUCUCCCAUACUCGAAAUAACUUCUUCAAUACCUCUCUCUCUCUCUCUCUCUCUCUCUCCGGAAAUGUCAGGAGACUGGGGGCCGGUGCUGGUGGCGGUGGUGCUGUUCGUGGUGAUGACGCCGGGCCUGCUGUUCCAGAUCCCGGGUCGAAACCGGGUGGUGGAGUUCGGUAACAUGCAGACGAGCGGAGCCUCCAUUGCGGUCCACGCCGUCAUCUACUUCGGCCUGAUCACCAUCUUCCUCAUCGCCAUUGGCGUCCACAUCUACGCCAACUAGUAGUAAAUUCGAUUUCGCCCUUCUCUAUCCUGUUCCCUUCUUAUUAGAUCUCAGAAACCUUCAAAAAUGCUUCUUUUGAUGUUACGGUAUAAGGUACUCUCCACUAGGUUUUGGAAUUUAUUUGGGUUUUGGUAGUAUUAGUUUCCUCAUUCCUGUGUAACUCGGUUGAUGUGAUGCGAGUGUUUAUCUUUCUUUC